AUGGGUAUUCCGGCUGCCUUUCGGUGGUUAUCCACCAAGUAUCCCAAGAUCAUCUCGCCCGUCGUCGAGGAGAAUCCGACCGAGCUCGAAGAUGGCACGGUGGUACCGGUCGACACGACACGGCCGAACCCCAACGGCGAGGAGUUCGACAACCUCUACCUGGACAUGAACGGCAUUGUGCAUCCGUGUUCGCAUCCGGAGGACCGGCCCGCGCCCAAGGACGAGGAGGAGAUGAUGAUUGAGAUUUUCAAGUACACGGAACGCGUCGUCAACAUGGUGCGCCCGCGCAAGCUGCUGAUGAUUGCUGUUGAACAGAUGCUCGCGGCCGGCCGGCUCGCGGCUCCCGGCCCCCGGCUGCCAGCAUGA
Dichotomopilus funicola is the source of this 366-nucleotide messenger RNA. RefSeq names its product putative 5-3 exonuclease. Gene Ontology annotation, molecular function: nucleic acid binding; exonuclease activity. The transcript is spliced from 2 exons. The record is from RefSeq and is a predicted model, not a curated record. NCBI's taxonomy places the organism in Eukaryota, Fungi, Ascomycota, Sordariomycetes, Sordariales, Chaetomiaceae. The coding region runs from base 1 to 366 and encodes 121 amino acids.